Messenger RNA from Podarcis muralis (Common wall lizard), 1479 nucleotides. Lineage: Eukaryota; Metazoa; Chordata; Lepidosauria; Squamata; Lacertidae. The record is from RefSeq and is a predicted model, not a curated record.
AUGGAGGUAUGGGCACUUUUGAUUGCUCUGCUGGUGGCUCUUCUGAUUCUGCACUACCUGAAACAGCUCUGGUCACACAGGCAUUAUCCUCCAGGACUUCUCCAGCUUCCUCUCAUUGGAGCCAUAUGGAGGUUUGGAUUCAAGAUUGAUGAAAAUACUCUCAUUCAGCUGGGAAAGCAACAUGGAAAUAUUUACACCAUAUGGUUUGGACAUCUACCCAUUGUAGUACUGUCUGGAUUCCAAGCAGUGAAAGAAGCGCUCAUUGACCACUCUGAAGAAUUAGACGAGCGACCAGAGACUCCUUUCCUUAGAACUCUGAUGAAAGGAAAGGGUAUUGUAUUAUCAAAUGGUCACACCUGGAGGCAACAGAGAUGCUUUGGUGUAGUUACUAUGCGGAAGCUGGGACUGGGGAAGAAAGGCAUGGAGCACCAAAUAGCAGAGGAGGCUCAUCAGCUCGUGGAGGUUUUUGCACGUUCAAAGGGACAGCCACUUGACCCCUCCAUGCCCAUCGCUAAUUCAUUCUCCAACGUGAUAUGUGCUGUGGUUUUUGGGCACCGGUUUGCUCUUGAAGAUGAACGGUUCCAGAAGCUGAUAGAAGCCAUUGAUUUUGUCCUAAAAAAUUUAUCUAGCGUUGUUCAUAGUCUUUGUGAAAUUCUCCCAUGGCUCAUGAAACAUCUCCCAGGGCCCCACAAGAAGGCCUUGUCCUGCAUGGAGAUGGUGCUUUCAUUUGCAAAGGAGGAGAUAGAAAAGCAUAAGGAGAAUCAGUCUCUGCAUAAUCCACAGGAUCUCAUUGAUUUCUAUCUACUUCAGAUGGAGAAAAGCAGGAAUGACCCAGAGUCCACCUGUGAUGAAGAAAACUUGGCCCAGUGCAUUUUUGACCUCUUUGUAGGAGGGUCGGACACAACUACGUGUUCUCUGAAAUGGGCACUUCUCCUCCUGGCAAGUCAUCCAGAUAUCCAAGAUAAAAUGCACAAGGAGAUAGAAGAUGUCAUAGGUUCUGCUCACUCAAUCUGCUAUCAAGAUAAGAAGAAACUGCCCUACACCAAUGCUGUGAUUCAUGAAAUGCAGCGCUUUAAAUACAUCAGUUUUUUGGGGUUACCUAGGCAAUGUACAAAGGAUUUCAAGCUGCGUGGUUUUCUCAUUCCCAAGGGGACUAUUAUUGUUCCCGAUCUACGCUCUGUUCUUCUUGAUCCAACACGAUGGGAGACACCUGCAGAGUUCAACCCAAAUCAUUUUUUGGACAAGGAUGGACAAUUCGUGAACAGAGAAGAAUAUCUGCCAUUUGGUGCAGGGGCUCGCAUUUGUUUGGGAAUGCAGAUGGCAAAGAUCGAAAUAUUCAUCUUCCUGACCAGCCUGCUGAGGGCAUUCAGUUUUCAGCUGCCAGAAGGAGUCAAAGAGCUCAAUCAAGAGGCUAUAAUAGGGAUUAUAGCACAUCCCCAUCCAUAUAAACUCUGUGCUGUUCCUCGUUGCAACACAUAA